Eruca vesicaria subsp. sativa (arugula) is the source of this 930-nucleotide messenger RNA. NCBI's taxonomy places the organism in Eukaryota, Viridiplantae, Streptophyta, Magnoliopsida, Brassicales, Brassicaceae. The record is from the annotation of a GenBank genome assembly.
AUGAAUGGUCCUUGUAAACAUUGGCUCACUCUCCGUGGGGAAUGCUGCGAAUGCAGAUCAUACUUAAAGCGUAUUACGCUUCCGACAGGGUUAAGGGAUACAAGUUUCCCUGAGUGCCGCCACUGGGUUGCUCAACAAGGAGUCUGUCGCCGAUGCGGUGAAGAGGUGGACGAAAGAGAUGGUAUACCAUUCGAUUACAUCGCCGAGAGAACUCAGCUGAGCCGGGAAUACGUAACAGCAAUGAAGAGGCAAAAUUCUAGUAUCGGGUAUGGGCAGAGGAAGCUUCACUUAGUCCUCAAUCUCCGCACCACACUUUUGGACAGCUGUUACAUCUCCAGGCUUGCAGACGGAGAUAAACAUCUGGUGGAACAGGUUGGCAUAAGGGAUGAUCUGAGGCGUUUCUCCAAGAGGUAUGCGUGUAGUGACGUGUUGGUCAAGUUAAGGCCUUUCUUUGACCAGUUCCUGCUCGAAGCAGACGAGCUGUUUGUAAUGCAUGUCUAUACGAAACUUGGCCGAAGCGACAGCCGCAAACUGGUUAAGAUGCUUGAUCCGCUAGGUAUAUUCUUUGGGCGGCGAGUCAUCGUCCGUGAAGACAGUCUUGAUGAACGCAAGACUCUUGGUCUCGUGUUGGCUCAACAAAGUGGCGUUGUAAUCGUUGACUGGGAUAGACGAGCGUGGGAGCCCAAAGAUAGAAGGAAUUUGGUUCAAAUCAAGCCCUACAGAUAUUUCAAACAUAACCCUCAUGGAACGCUCAGCAUCCUUUUCAAUUUUCUCAAAAACAAACUGUUUAAAGUUGACUCAAGUCCUGAGCAAAAGAUGCUUGAUGAUCAAGACACGUCUUUGAUGGAUCUUCUCAAAUCCCUUAAGGAUAUUCACCGCAGAUUUUUUAAUGGCCCAUCUUACGACGUUAGGGCGUUGCUAAAUCCAUGA